AUGGAUUUUCAGAUUAGUUUUUUCCAGGUCGCUCAUAUCAAGGGAUCAAUGUUUGUAGUUUUCAUGGAUAGCAGUAUUUUGAGCUUGUCAAAUCCACUCGGACAAUUUUUGACCUGUCUGCACUGUGUGCUCUCCGGAUUUGUGGCCUCUCUUCUAGCUUGUCAAUUCAUUUACCGGUAUUUAGCAUUAUGCAGGCAAGGAACACAUCUCCUUGCGCACCUUCAAGGACUGAAACUCUGGUUGAUUUUUAUCCCAGCCGUUUUUGUAUUCCUAGUUUGGCACAUUGGUUUUUUCCACGGGAUGCCGAGAACUUUCGAGAAGCAAAUGUAUCUCCAGGAAGAGCUGAUGUCCUGUUUCCACGUGGAUUCUACUGUGACUCCAUUUGUCGGACCCAUGUAUUGGUCUCGCGAUCCAAAUGGGGAAAUGCAUUGGAAACCAUGGGAAGUCCUAGCUUCAUUCAGUUGUUGCACUACGUUGCAUCAUUUCAGUUCGAAGACGCUAGAUGUCAAUAAGCAACUGUUCCGAAUGUUAUGCAUUCAGACUGUCAUUCCAAUGAUUACUAUGUACACUCCGGUUGCUCUAUUUGUAGCCCUACCCCUGUUUGGCAAGGAUAUACCGUACCUCGGAAAUCUGACUAGCAGCAGUUUGGCAGUCUAUCCUUUACUGGAACCAAUAAUAGCAAUAACAUGUGUCGCAAGUUUCAGAAAAGCUGUGAUAGGAACUAUGCACUGUCCUACAACAUCGAACAUUCACAUUUUCCCCAGUUCAACAUCAAGAUAUUCUGCACAACAUUAA
Messenger RNA from Caenorhabditis briggsae, 795 nucleotides. It is a transcript of the gene Cbr-str-135, whose product is annotated as Protein CBR-STR-135. Bases 1 to 795 code for a protein of 264 amino acids. The transcript is spliced from 6 exons. Gene Ontology annotation, molecular function: G protein-coupled olfactory receptor activity. Gene Ontology annotation, biological process: olfactory behavior; G protein-coupled receptor signaling pathway. The record is from RefSeq and is a predicted model, not a curated record. NCBI's taxonomy places the organism in Eukaryota, Metazoa, Nematoda, Chromadorea, Rhabditida, Rhabditidae.